UGUGUUAAGCAAGUAGGGAACAGUGCGAUUUUGGUCGGUGUCAGCAUUUUUACGCGAUUUCCGUUAGUUAUAAAUUUAAUAAAAACUGCAUAAUUGGUUUUUGCCAAUGACAUCGUGUAUUAUCUUUUGUAUUAAAUAUUUAAAUAAUUUUCAUUAUUUUAAGGUGUAAUUAAUUUGUGCGCGCAUUUAUAUACAUUGAUUUAUUUUUAAGGUCUACAAUAUUUUAUCCAAGAGAUAUCUCCAUUCGAGUUUUAUGAAGUCACAGAAUUUCAGCAAAUAAAAGCAACGCAGUUUUCAACCCCUUUAUCAAUUUCUACGUUACAAAGAGAACGGUUGAAUAAUGCUAGAUCGAUCAAAGAAAAUCCAGGAUAUUAUGUAGCCGCCUCAUGUGAAAUGUGCCGUGUAAGUUAAACUAGCAGUGACUGUCCGAUGGUGCGUUCAUACAAAAGUUAUCAGCUGUGACCGCGGCGGUGGUCAUCAUGGAAAGGGCAUGUUGCGGUCAACCAGCAUCGUACGGCUACUCGAUGAACUCCAAUACACCGACGGCCACCGUUACCGGUUACCCGGUGUCGUACGACGGUCGGCCGGCGGUGACCGUACCGAUCCAGGUGGACGAGACUCAGGGUUGUUUCUGUUGUGACAGCGACGACGACAGCGUCGAACGAGCCCGAGUGGCGCACGCCAAACGGAAAUGUUACAAGAGCUGCGCAAAAAACGUGUUUGUCUGCGCCCUUUUGGUGUCUUACACGUUUGCGGGUGCCUUGAUCUUUUUGAGCAUCGAGGGCGACGCUGACAACGGCGACGACGGCGGGCCGGUGCGUUUAGCCGGGCUCAUGCCGGCGGCCAAUAUUGUAGGCGGAGGCCAAAACCUGACAGCCGCUCUAUUGGCAGCCACAGCCGCCGGCGAAGAGAGCCGAGCUCGGACUGUCGAAUCCAUUUGGGAGAUAACGGUCAACCUGAACAUACUGUAUCGGGAGAACUGGACUAGACUGGCGGCUCAGGAGUUGAAUCGAUUCCAGGAAGACUUGAUACGGAGGCUCACUCAGCAAAUGGACAUCGAGUCGGCUGCGGUCAGUUACCAUACGGGCAGUGCGGUCGGCGACGGCAGUGCCGAUUUCGUGGACGCUGGAUUUGAAUGGAACAUGGCCACGUCAUUCUUGUACUGCCUGUCUAUACUCACUACGAUCGGAUACGGGAACAUUACGCCGAAAACAGCCGUUGGAAAAAUGGCCACUAUGGUGUAUGCGUUGAUUGGCAUCCCGUUGAUGUUGGUAUACCUGUCGAGCAUUGGCGGACUCCUGGCUUGGUGUGCCAGAGGAAUAUUCACCAGAUCUCUGUGCUGUUGUUUGUGUUCCAAGUGCGGGUACUGUUGUUACGACGAGAAGCUAAUGGAACAAAAAGAGCGGCGGAUGAAGCUGAAGCGGGAGCGCAGGGAGUACGAUAUGCAAAUGAAGUCGUUGUCGGGUCACGCGCUUGAGCCGUACUACGUCAGGCCGGGUGACACGGACGACGUAUUCCAUCGGGUGGCCGACAAGGCGGCGGCAACGGCCAUCGCCUCGGCGGCCGCUGCGGAAAGCGCGGCGGACAGCGUGGAAAAUGCCAGCUUUAUUCCGUUGCUAAUGGUCGGGUUCGCGUUCAUGUCGGCGUACAUAGCGUGCGGCGCCGCGAUACUUUACAACCUGGACACCGGCAAAUCGUACCUUGACUGCGUUUUCUUCUGCUUUAUGUUGCUAAGCACGAUCGGCUACAGCAACUCACGGCCGCUAGAAAUGACGCUGACAAGCACCGUGACCGUUUGGUUCUGUUCGGUGUACAUACUGUCCGGCAUGGCGAUGACCGCAAUGUGCUUCAACAUCGUGCACCACGGCGUAUCCACCAAACUGAAAACACUGUACCACCAUCACCAACCUGUGCGCGACGACGGUCGCCGGUUGAGCUGCGACGGCACCAGUAUCAGCGACCUGACGCACGGCAACGGCGACCACUCUUGACGUCAGUCGAAUGGCGGCGUACACCGUGACGACGUCAACCCGGAAGCUGGGUGCUCGGUGGCUAUGGCCAAUUUCAUUGGCCACAACGGAUACCCGCAGCCCGAAAUCGUGGCCAUCGCCACUGGAAAACCGGCCGCCGUAGUAGACAUCGACCCGUUAAUCGUCGACUGUUUCGACAUUAAGUUCGACAGCGUGCUGACCCAGGCGUCGUCCAUGUCGGUGGUGGACUUGACCAAUUUAGAAACCAUAACGGAAUCCGAAGACCCGAUCGAACAGUGUUAAUAACGACAAAAAGUGUACCAACCUAACAAGGCACAUGAGGGUCAUGAGGUUUCAACCUUAAUUAUCAAGAGCAACAAUGAACGCUAACCAACUAUAGCAACUUCCAUUAACAUGUUUAAUACCAGGUGCCCAAUUGUCGGUACACAAGUACAUUAAUCGAUGAACAAAAAACAUGGGUCCUUAUUUUUCGUUUUACAUGUAUCAUGUUAUUGCGACACUAUUUAUACAAAUUUAAUUUAUUGUAAAAAAAACCUUGUUUUAUAAUACGCGAGUCAAACGAAUAUAAUAGUAAUAUUAAAAAAAAAUAAAAGCAUUUAGUGUAAAUUUAUAGCAUUUACCC
This is a messenger RNA of Adelges cooleyi (spruce gall adelgid), 2613 nucleotides long. RefSeq lists its product as uncharacterized. The coding region runs from base 480 to 1991 and encodes 503 amino acids. Gene Ontology annotation, biological process: potassium ion transmembrane transport; stabilization of membrane potential. The transcript has 7 exons. NCBI's taxonomy places the organism in Eukaryota, Metazoa, Arthropoda, Insecta, Hemiptera, Adelgidae. The record is from RefSeq and is a predicted model, not a curated record. Gene Ontology annotation, molecular function: potassium ion leak channel activity. Gene Ontology annotation, cellular component: membrane.